Molecule: messenger RNA, 5044 nt
Organism: Hipposideros armiger (great roundleaf bat)
Lineage: Eukaryota; Metazoa; Chordata; Mammalia; Chiroptera; Hipposideridae
Gene: COL14A1
Product: collagen type XIV alpha 1 chain
Exons: 43
Coding region: 173-4930 (1585 amino acids)
Molecular function (GO): protein binding
Source: RefSeq, a predicted model, not a curated record
AGCUAAUUAAAGGGGGUUCAAGGCGGGAAGCAAGCUAGAGCCGUGCGCCGCCAAGAGCCAACUUGCGGUGGAACCUGGAUCUUCCCUAGGCACCGAGAGGUCCCCAACCUGGGCUGGAACCCUGCCCUGCACAGGACUGCUGCUGCAUCCCAUGUGAAAAGCAGGAAAUAAAAUGAAGAUUUUUCAGUGCAAGACGCAGUGCUGGCUGUUUUCCGCUUUUUUGGCGAUUGCUUACUUUUGCACCAUUGUCCAGGCUCAAGUGGCUUCACCCACAAGGUUAAGAUAUAAUGUAUUAUCUCAUGAUAGUAUACAGAUUUCAUGGAAGGCUCCAAGAGGGAAAUUUGGUGGAUACAAACUUCUUGUGUCUCCAGCUUCAGGUGGAAAAACUAAUCAAUUGAAUCUCCAGAACACGGCAACUAAAGCAAUUAUUCAAGGUCUUAUGCCAGACCAGAAUUACACAGUUCAAAUUAUUGCAUACAAUAAAGACAAAGAAAGCAAGCCGGCCCGAGGUCAAUUCAGAAUUAAAGAUUUGGAAAAAAGAAAGGACCCAAAACCCAGAGUCAAGGUUGUGGACAAAGGAAAUGGGAAUAAACCAUCUGUACCAGAAGAAGAGAAAUUUUUCUGUCAAACUCCAGCUAUUGCUGAUAUUGUAAUCCUGGUGGAUGGUUCCUGGAGUAUUGGAAGAUUCAACUUCAGACUGGUUCGGCUUUUUUUGGAAAACCUGGUGACAGCAUUUGAUGUGGGCUCAGAGAAGACACGAAUUGGCCUUGCACAAUAUAGUGGCGACCCCAGAAUAGAAUGGCACUUGAAUGCCUUCAGCACAAAAGAUGAGGUGAUUGAAGCUGUCCGAAAUCUACCAUACAAGGGAGGAAAUACGCUAACAGGUCUUGCUUUGAACUACAUUUUUGAAAAUAGUUUUAAACCAGAAGCAGGAUCAAGGACUGGCGUAUCCAAAAUUGGCAUUUUAAUCACCGAUGGAAAGUCCCAGGAUGAUAUUAUUCCACCAUCCAGAAACCUUCGUGAGUCUGGUGUAGAGCUGUUUGCCAUAGGGGUGAAAAACGCGGAUGAGAAUGAGCUGCAGGAGAUUGCCUCCGAACCGGACAGCACGCACGUGUACAACGUUGCAGAAUUUGACCUGAUGCACACGGUUGUGGAGAGCCUGACCAGGACUGUCUGCUCCAGAGUGGAAGAACAGGACCGGGAGAUCAAAGCCUCAGCCCUUGCCACCAUUGGGCCGCCUACCGAGUUGAUCACUUCUGAAAUCACUGCCAGGAGCUUUAUGGUUAACUGGACUCACGCCCCAGGAAAAGUGGAAAAAUACAGAGUCGUGUAUUAUCCCACCAGGGGUGGAAAGCCAGACGAGGUGGUGGUGGAUGGGAGUGUAUCUUCCACGGUGUUGAAAAACUUGAUGUCUUUGACUGAAUAUCAGGUAGCAGUCUUUGCAAUCUAUCCUCACACAGCUAGUGAGGGCCUCCGGGGAGCCGAAACCACACUUGCUUUACCCAUGGCUUCCAACCUUGAACUGUACGAUGUGACUGAGAACAGUCUGAGGGCAAAAUGGAAUGCGGUGGCUGAAGCAUCAGGAUACCUGAUCCUCUACGCGCCUCUCACAGAGGGCCUGGCUGGGGACGAAAAAGAGAUGAAAAUUGGAGAGACCCACACAGAUAUUCAGCUGAGUGGGUUGUUGCCCAAUACGGAAUACACAGUCACCGUUUAUGCUAUGUUUGGAGAAGAGGCCAGCGAUCCUGUUACAGGACAAGAAACAACAUUGCCCUUAAGCCCACCAAGAAACCUGAGAAUCUCCAACGUUGGCUCUAACAGUGCUCGAUUAGCCUGGGACCCCGCUUCCAGAAAGGUCACUGGUUAUCGAAUUGUAUAUAACAACGCAGAUGGGACUGAAAUCAAUGAGGUUGAAGUCGAUCCUGUUACAACCUUCCCUCUGAAGGGCCUGACACCCCUCACGGAGUACAAUGUUGCCAUAUUCUCCAUCUAUGGUGAAGGGCAGUCAGAGCCUCUGACUGGCAUUUUUACCACAGAGGAAGUUCCAGCCCAGCAAUACUUGGAAAUUGAUGAGGUGAUGACAGACAGUUUCAGGGUGACCUGGCAUCCCCUCUCGGCAGAUGAAGGGCAGCACAAGCUGAUGUGGAUCCCAGUCUACGGUGGGAAGACCGAGGAAGUUGUCCUAAAAGAAGACCAAGACUCAUAUGUUGUUAGAGGCCUGGAGCCCGGCACUGAAUAUGAAGUUUCAUUGCUGGCUGUGCUGGAUGACGGAAGUGAGAGUGAGGUGGUGACUGCUGUUGGGACCACACUUGACAGUGCUUGGACAGAACCAGCUACGACCAUCGUACCUACCAGACCUGUGACGUCGGUUUUCCGGACAGGAAUCAGAAACCUGGUUGUAGAUGAUGAAACCUCUUCUAGCCUGCGGGUCAAAUGGGACAUUUCUGACAGCAGCGUGCAGCAGUUCAGGGUGACCUACCUGACUGCUCAAGGGGACCCUGAGGAAGAAGUGGUAGGAACGGUUAUGGUACCUGGAAGCCAGAACAAUCUCCUUCUGAAGCCUCUUCUUUCAGAUACUGAAUACAAAGUCACGGUGACUCCCAUCUACGAUGACGGAGAAGGUGUCAGUGUCUCCGCCCCUGGAAAAACCUUACCACCUUCUGGCCCCCAAAACUUACGGGUCUCAGAAGAAUGGUAUAACAGGUUGCGUAUCACGUGGGAUCCCCCAUCUUCUCCUGUAAAGGGCUAUAGGAUUGUCUAUAAACCUGUUAGUGUGGCUGGCCCAACGCUGGAAACUUUUGUGGGAGCUAACAUUAACACCAUUCUUAUCACAAACCUCCUCAGUGGCAUGGACUACAAUGUGAAAAUAUUUGCCUCCCAGGCCUCAGGCUUCAGCGACGCUCUGACAGGCGUGGUGAAAACACUGUUUUUGGGUGUGACCAAUCUUCGAGCAGACCAGAUUCAAAUGACCAGCUUGUGUGCUCAGUGGCAGAUACACCAUCACGCCACUGCCUACCGGAUAGUUAUAGAAUCCGUCCAGGGCUACAGCAUUUUUGCAAUCGGUGUGGCCGACGCAGACUACUCAGAAUUGGUUAACAUCGGCAGCAAGCCCAGCGCCCGCCAUGUCUUCUUUGUGGAUGAUUUCGACGCCUUUAAGAAAAUCGAAGAUGAGUUGAUUACUUUUGUCUGUGAAACUGCAUCAGCAACCUGCCCACUGGUGCAGAAGAAUGGCAUAGAUCUUGCUGGAUUUAAGAUGAUGGAAAUGUUUGGUUUGGUUGAAAAGGAUUUUUCAUCGGUGGAAGGGGUUUCUAUGGAGCCUGGUACCUUCAAUGUGUAUCCUUGUUACCGACUUCAUAAAGACGCCCUGGUUUCCCAGCCAACCAAGUAUUUGCACCCAGAAGGAUUGCCUUCUGACUACACAAUCAGUUUUCUAUUCCGGAUUCUUCCUGACACUCCAGAGGAGCCAUUUGCUCUUUGGGAGAUUUUAAAUAAAAAUUCUGACCCAUUGGUGGGAGUCAUUUUAGAUAAUGGUGGGAAAACCCUAACAUAUUUCAACUAUGACUAUAGUGGGGACUUUCAAACUGUUACUUUUGAAGGACCUGAAAUUAGGAAAAUUUUCUAUGGAAGCUUUCACAAGCUUCACAUUGUUGUCAACAAGACUUUGGCCAAAGUGGUUAUUGACUGCAAGCAAGUGGGUGAGAGGGCAAUAAAUGCAUCGGCUAAUAUCACGGUGGAUGGUGUCGAAGUCCUAGGGAGAAUGGUUAGAUCAAGAGGACCAAAUGGAAACUCUGUACCAUUCCAGUUACAGAUGUUUGAUAUUGUUUGUUCCACAUCAUGGGCCAAUAAAGACAAAUGCUGUGAAUUACCAGGCCUGGUAAUAUGUUUAAAUGUUCAUUUUAUAUCUAACCUGCUAAACUGGGAUUGUCAGUGUUUCUUUAAGGGUGGUCCAGGACUCAGAGGACCAAAGGGCCAGCGAGGUGAAGAGGGUCCAAAGGGACCAGAAGGCCCCCGGGGUGAAACAGGCCCUCCAGGACCUCAGGGUCCCCCUGGACCCCAAGGACCAAGCGGUCUGUCCAUUCAAGGAAUGCCUGGAAUGCCAGGCGAAAAAGGAGAGAAAGGAGAGACUGGCCUUCCUGGCCCACAGGGUAUUCCAGGAGGCAUUGGUUCACCAGGACGUGAUGGCUCGCCAGGCCAGAGGGGCUUUCCCGGAAAGGAUGGAUCCUCUGGCCCUCCAGGACCACCAGGGCCAAUUGGCAUUCCUGGAGCUCCCGGAGUCCCAGGGAUCACAGGAAGUGUGGGACCCCAAGGCGCCCUGGGACCACCUGGUGUUCCCGGAGCAAAGGGCGAACGAGGAGAACGCGGUGACCUGCAGUCUCAAGCCAUGGUGAGGGCGGUGGCACGUCAGGUGUGCGAACAGCUCAUCCAGAGUCACAUGGCCAGGUACACAGCCAUCCUCAACCAGAUUCCCAGUCACUCCUCAUCAGUUCGGACCAUCCAAGGGCCUCCUGGGGAGCCUGGGAGACCAGGCUCACCUGGAACCCCUGGUGAACAAGGACCCCCAGGGACCCCAGGCUUCCCAGGAAACGCAGGUGUGCCGGGGUCCCCCGGAGAACGAGGUCUAACUGGUGUCAAGGGAGAAAAAGGAAACCCGGGCAUUGGAAGCCAAGGUCCAAGAGGUCCCCCUGGGCCAGCAGGACCUGCAGGGGAGAGUCGACCAGGAAGCCCAGGGCCCCCUGGCUCUCCUGGACCAAGGGGUCCACCCGGUCACCUGGGGGUGCCUGGACCACAAGGUCCUUCUGGCCAGCCUGGAUACUGCGACCCUUCUUCAUGUUCUGCCUACGGGGUGGGAGCUCCCCAUCCUGACCAGCCGGAAUUCACUCCUGUCCAAGACGAACUGGAAGCCAUGGAGCUGUGGGGCUCUGGGAUCUGAAAGCGUCGCGAGAAAUUCGAAAACCAACUGCAAAACCUCUGAAGGGACCUUAUUCAAGAAGCAUGGCAUUAUGUGGUUUGUAUACUACCUUUGCGGGGCUUGCUUCACCAGCCU